CGGCAUUUAGAUCAGUUCCUGUUAGGUGCCGAGAGUUGACGUCCUUAUGGAAGUCUUUCAAGACCAGUAUUAGUCUGUGCCUCGAAACUAGUCUGCCAUCUGACCGGAAAAAAGAAAAGAUUCUCAAGCAACUUCAGGUUCUUCAUUUUUUCACACUCGCCAUGUUUACACCAUUUGAUUUUCAGCUUGCCGUUGAGCCUUACCUUAGUGCAUUAUUAAAAGAUACUCAGUUGUUGAUCAACGGUGACUAUCGCGAUCCCGAACAGAGGGUAAUUGUUGAAGAGCUGGAUUCUUUAACUCCUACUCGAACCGGCGUUGGGAAAUCAAGCAAAAAGUCUUCUAGAUUGUCUAGAAGAAGGGCGAACGAGACAUCGAAUAUCGAUCUAAGUGACUCCGAGGUGCGAGAAAGUAAUACUUAUCUGGAGAAGGCAAAACAUAAGAGGCCAGGUGCUUUAAAUGAAAUGGAGACUGAUAAAGGAUUAUGGGCUGACGUGGAACUGACCAUUUUCGGUCCGCAGUUUCCUCGAUGGCAGCGCGCAAGCUCUUCCUCCUCGUUGGAAUCGGGGGCAAGUUCAGAUACUGGAUUCAAUGGCGGUAGCGAAUACGCGGACUCAGCUGCCAGUGAUUCUGCUCCUGCCAAUCGUCUGGUCCUCAACGGGAACAUUCCGGGGAUUGCUUUCCUUCCACACAACACCACUGCUCAGACACUCCUUCAAGCAUUGAGAAAAGAUCUUGUUCAAAGUAUUUGGGCUCGUCUUCAGCUACUCACCGAAGAACUUCACAUUACGAGUGCCGAACUCGAAGUUCCCCGAAUGCUGUUACCACAGCGCGUGCUUAUCCGUCUCCCGGCAUGCCCAUUUCUGCCACUUUCGGAUUACAAGUUUUUGUCCGAAACUGCCGAAGAUGUGGUUGCUCGAUUGCACUACUUCUGUGUUCCUAUUGGAGUUAAAGGUGAUGGCGAUACCGGGGAUUCCGGAGUCGACAGUCCGUCUUCUUCUGUGGAAAGUUGUCUUGGUUACGGCGGCAUUGCAGACAUGGAUAUGGCGUCCUUGGGCAAAAGUGACAGCAACAGCGGUAGCGGCAACAACAAUAGACCACAGAUAUUCCCCUUAAACGAACGCAUUGAUGCUUCAUGCCUGGACACAUCGCUGGAAAAGAGUCCAGAGGGGAGCGCAGAUGACGAAAUCUCGGAAGCGGAGCUCAUGGAGACCGUGCAUCAAGGAACCGGAGCAUCAGUGUUGCGCAAUGCGCUUCACUUCACAAUCUCUCUGUCUCUGUGUCUUCAUUUGGGCAUUUGGUUUGUUCCCAAAGAAUCUAACUACCCCGGUGCAAAGAAACGCACACAGCUGUUUUGUUACUAA
Messenger RNA from Echinostoma caproni, 1361 nucleotides. Lineage: Eukaryota; Metazoa; Platyhelminthes; Trematoda; Plagiorchiida; Echinostomatidae. The record is from the annotation of a GenBank genome assembly.